Gavialis gangeticus (Gharial) is the source of this 12543-nucleotide messenger RNA. It is a transcript of the gene DNAH7, whose product is annotated as dynein axonemal heavy chain 7. Bases 1 to 12105 code for a protein of 4034 amino acids. The transcript is spliced from 64 exons. The record is from RefSeq and is a predicted model, not a curated record. Lineage: Eukaryota; Metazoa; Chordata; Crocodylia; Gavialidae. Gene Ontology annotation, biological process: microtubule-based movement. Gene Ontology annotation, molecular function: dynein light intermediate chain binding; ATP binding; minus-end-directed microtubule motor activity. Gene Ontology annotation, cellular component: dynein complex.
AUGUUAGUAUGGAUCCUCCUGAGCCUAAUGGAAAUGGCUGUUCCAGUGGAAACACAGUCUGGUGAGAAGAGAGGAAAUGGGGCGCAUGGAAGGCCCAAAACAGUUGGCAAAGGAAAAUUGGCAAAGUCUACAAUUAAAUUUUUACCACGUCUGUCUCAGAUAAGCACUAAGCCACAAUGGCAGGAAGCUGCUCCUUUAUUCCACUUGAGAAAAGAACAGAAAGAUGAUGGACCUGAUGAAUUUACUGUCAAAAAUGAGUUUCCACCUGGAGAAUAUUUGGAAAAAAAGAAUAAGAGACGCAAAAUACAGGACUCUGAAGUUGGCGAACCAAUUGCUGGAACAUCAGCUUGUAAAGUGCAGGACAGCUAUUGUCCAAAAAAGGCUCGUGAAAAUUUUAGAAGUGCUCUUGUUAAUAUCAUAAUGCAGCAAAGCUUUACUGUGGAGCAGCCUACUUCCCUAGAUGAAACUCAGCCUCCAAAAGCAGAUUUUUCUUCACCAAUAGAAAAAGACAUAUUGAAAUACUACUAUUACAUUCAUCAUGGAAUUGAUACAGAACACGUGGCCCCAAUGGAUGAUUCUUGGCUGAAGCAUAUUUUGGAUUUAGUCCCACGGCAUCUGAAAGUACUUAGCAAAAGUAUUAAUUUAUUGUCUGAUGAAAUGAAAGAAGACUAUCUUCUCAGUGUAAAGAAAGCCAUAGUUGACUUUGUUUUAAGAGAUCCCAGGGAAAAAGAUGAAGACACGAAGCCAGAGCUUCCAUCUCAUCGUGCAGAAAUAGAAAUACUGCCAAAGCCUUGGCAUAAGUCAUUCUUGUCAGCUUGCACUUAUAUAAAGGAAAAUUUGCAUGCAAUGAACCCUACAAUGUUGGCUGUUCUGGACUUAUGGGAGACAUCUUUUAAAAAUUUACGCUUAGUUGAUAAAGAAGCAUAUCACAGUCGUCAGGAAUCAAUGGAACUCUCGUUCUUCCAGACUAUUGCUGUAAAGCACAUGGAAUCUGCCAAAGAUGUUCUACUUAAAAAGUGGUUUCCAGAAGUACAAAACAUUUAUUACCAAGGUAAUAAACGAAAGCAAGUGCCUACCAAUGCCAGCAGUGCCAAAUUAGAAUCUUUCUUCAACUGUGCUGCAACUUUAAUGACUCAACAACUGCAAAGCUUAGCCUUAAAAUCGAUGCAAGACUUUACAGAUUUAAUUGUUCAACCUCCAAAAUCUGUUCGAACCUAUGAGCAUCCAGGCUUCAUCAUGAGACUGAUCCUUGACGAUGACUGUAUUAGGUUUGAGCCUGACUUUAAUGACUAUGAAGUUAUUUUUCUGAAUAUUUAUAACAUUAUGAUUAAAGCUGUCAAUCUUGUGCCAAGAGUUGAGACCAAAUUGUAUUCUAAGUGGCCUGAAAGCAAAAUCAAAUCUGGUAACUUGAAGCCUAUUAUCCUUGAUGAAAUCUUGAAUGAACAUAGGAAAAGGAUAAAAAAUGAGAUCACCAAAGCAAGCAUUGCACCUAUGGAGCAUCUCAAACUAUAUGAUAAGUUUAGACUCUUAAUAAACAAACAAGCUGAACAGGAUGUUGAUCAGUUCCUAACAGAGGAACAUACCUUUGAAGAAAUAACCGGAGAAAUUGUUAAGUACCAAAACCUCAGUGAGGAAAUACAGUACACGUCUAGGAAGUAUAUUCGUCUAGGAAUGUUUGAGUUACAUUGUGAUGAAUUGAUCAGAGCUUUGGCAAAGCGCGCAGAAGCUCUUUGUGGAAAAAUUAUUGCCAAAAUGUUCAAAGAUCAUCAAGAUAUAAACCUGAGAUUAUGUGAUGAGUUUGAGAAGAUAGCAGAAAAAGCUCUUACCACUCCUUCAAACACACAAGAGUUAAUGGAACUUAAGGCCUAUGUACAGAAAGUGGAAACAUGUGACAUACUUGAGCUGGAACAGAAAUUAGUGGAUGCUAAAAAUUGCCUUGCUUUCCUGAUAGAAUGUACAAACUUAUCACCGGCAGAUAUUAGGCUGAACAACAGUGUCUUUCAGUGGUAUGCACGAAUGGCAGAGAUUUUUGAAGAGCACAGAAAGAUAAUUAAAGAAAAAAUAGAACAAUUUCAAGCGGGACUUAAGAUCCGUUGUGAACGAUUUAUUGAGGAAUUGGAGAGUUACUCUAGGCAAGGUGAAGAAUUUUACACAUUUGGAGACAUUCAGGAAAUCAACAGAUAUUUGAAAAAAGCUCAGGCGUUGAAUGCAAAGUUGGAUGCAGCUGCUGAUAAGAUUGACCAGUUUAAUGCAGAAGAAGAGGCCUUUGGAUGGCCGGCAUCUCAAUACCCUCAGCGCAAAAAAAUCCAAGACACUCUUAAUCCAUAUCUUCGUCUCUAUGAUAUGACUAUAGAGUUCAACAGUAGACACAAAAACUGGAUGGAUGGAGAAUUCACAAAAGUGAAUCCAGACCAGGUAGAGGUAGAUGUAGGAAAUUACUGGCGUGGACUCUACAAACUAGAAAAAACCUUCCAUGAUUCUCCAAAUGCAUUAUCAAUAACAACAAAGAUUAAAGCAAAAGUAGAAGAAUUCAAAAAUCACAUUCCAUUAAUCCAGGUGAUUUGCAACCCUGGAUUGCGAAAACGUCACUGGCAAGCCAUGUCAGAUAUUGCCAAUGUCUCACUGACUCCUACUGAAGACUCAACUGUCUCUUCAUAUAUUAAUAUGCAUCUUGAGGCUUUCUUGGAGAAAUUUGAAACAAUUAGUGAAGCAGCCAGCAAGGAGCAUUCACUUGAAAAGGCCAUGAUGAAAAUGAUUUCUGAAUGGGAUGUGAUGGAAUUUAAUAUCCUUGCUUAUAGGGAAACAGGAACUCAUAUUUUAUCAUCUGUAGAUGAUAUUCAAAUGUUACUAGAUGACCACAUUGUUAAAACACAAACUAUGAGAGGAUCUCCAUUUAUUGCACCUUAUGAAACAAAUAUGAGGGAAUGGGAAGCUAAAUUGCUGUUGGUACAGGAGAUCCUGGAUGAAUGGUUGAAGGUUCAGGCAACUUGGCUGUAUUUAGAACCAAUUUUUAGCUCUCCUGACAUUAUGGCUCAGAUGCCUGAAGAAAGUAGACGAUUUACUACUGUGGAUAAGACGUGGAAAGAGUUAAUGAAAGCUGUCUUGCAUGACAAGCAUGUUCUGAUAGUUGUGAUGAUAGAUAAGAUGCUGGAAAAGCUGAAGAAGUGCAAUGAACUUCUGGAACUAAUUCUUAAGGGACUUAAUGAUUACUUAGAGAAGAAGCGUCUUUUUUUCCCCAGAUUCUUUUUCUUGUCUAAUGAUGAACUCCUUGAGAUUCUCUCAGAGACCAAAGAUCCUUCACGGGUACAGCCUCACUUGAAAAAGUGCUUUGAAGGAAUUGCAAGUGUGGAAUUUACUGAUGUUUUAGACAUUACCCAUAUAAAAAGUAGUGAAGGAGAGGUGGUGGAACUUAUAGAAACAAUCUCAACAUCUAAAGCUAGAGGUCAAGUUGAAAAGUGGUUAGUUGAAUUGGAGACAGCUAUGCUAAAUUCUAUCCACAAGGUGAUUGGGGAUGCAAUUGAAGCUUAUCCAAAAACUCAGCGUAUUAACUGGGUAAGGGAGUGGCCUGGACAGACAGUUCUUUGUGUAUCCCAAGCUUUCUGGACAUCAGAGGUACAAACAUCCAUUAGAAAAGGUCAAAAGGCACUUGAGGAUUACCUGGAACAGAAUACUGGACAGAUUGAGGACAUUGUCAGCUUGGUGCGAGGAAAGCUGUCCAAGCAGAAUCGUGUUACUCUUGGAGCACUUGUUGUGCUGGAUGUUCAUGCUAGGGAUGUUCUUGCAUCUCUAGUAAUCAAGAAAGUCAAAGAUGAAAAUGACUUUGAAUGGUUAAGCCAGCUUAGGUACUACUGGGAGGAAGGGCAUCUACAAACAAAGAUGAUCAACGCUGGUUUGAAAUAUGGAUACGAGUAUCUCGGCAAUACUCCUAGGUUGGUUAUUACUCCACUUACAGACAGAUGCUACAGAACCCUUUUUGGAGCACUCCGUCUUCACCUGGGAGGUGCCCCUGAAGGUCCUGCUGGAACAGGGAAAACUGAAACUACAAAAGACUUAGCCAAAGCUGUAGCUAAGCAAUGUGUGGUUUUCAAUUGUUCUGAUGGAUUGGAUUACCUUGCGUUAGGAAAAUUUUUUAAGGGUUUGUUAUCUUGUGGAGCCUGGGCUUGUUUUGAUGAAUUCAACAGAAUUGAUUUAGAAGUACUUUCUGUUGUUGCUCAACAAAUUCUUACUAUCCAAAGAGGUAUCAAUACAGGCUCUGACUUACUAGUAUUUGAAGGAACUGAACUGAAAUUAAACCCUACGUGUGCUGUUUUCAUUACCAUGAAUCCAGGCUAUGCUGGGCGUUCAGAGCUUCCAGAUAAUCUUAAGGCUCUCUUUAGGACAGUAGCUAUGAUGGUUCCUGAUUAUGCCAUGAUUGCAGAAAUUGUCCUGUAUUCUUGUGGAUUUGUUACUGCUCGACCUCUGUCUGUGAAAAUUGUAGCUACAUAUCGUCUGUGUUCAGAGCAGUUGUCUUCCCAACAUCAUUAUGAUUAUGGUAUGAGAGCAGUGAAGUCAGUGCUUACAGCGGCUGGUAACUUAAAGCUGAAAUAUCCAUCAGAAAAUGAAGAAAUUUUACUCCUUCGAUCCAUUAUAGAUGUAAACCUGCCUAAGUUCUUGUCCCAUGAUCUACCACUUUUUGAGGGCAUUACUUCAGAUUUGUUUCCUGGUGUGAAAUUGCCAAAACCAGAUUACAAUAUUUUACUGGAAGCUAUCAAAUCAAAUUGUGAUGCAAUGAAUCUUCAAAUGACAGAAAUUUUUGCUAUGAAGAUCUUACAGAUAUUUGAAAUGAUGAUUGUUCGUCAUGGUUUUAUGAUAGUUGGAGAGCCAUUUGGUGGAAAGACAUCUGCCUAUAAAGUUUUGGCAGCAGCUUUGGGUGACAUUUGUGAGAAGGGGUUGAUGGAGGAAAACAAGGUUCAGAUUACUGUUAUAAAUCCCAAGUCUAUAACCAUGGGUCAGCUUUAUGGACAAUUUGAUCCAGUCUCGCAUGAAUGGUCUGAUGGCAUCCUCGCAGUGAGCUUUAGAGCAUUUGCUUCUUCUGUUACACCAGACAGGAAAUGGUUGAUUUUUGAUGGACCAGUAGAUGCAGUAUGGAUUGAGAAUAUGAAUACAGUACUGGAUGAUAACAAGAAGCUAUGUCUUAUGAGUGGAGAGAUCAUCCAGAUGUCACCACAAAUGAGCCUUAUUUUUGAACCAAUGGAUUUAGAAGUUGCUUCCCCUGCUACUGUUUCCAGGUGUGGCAUGAUCUAUAUGGAACCUCACAUGUUAGGCUGGAGGCCACUGAUGAUGUCAUGGCUAAAUCUGAUGCCAUCUGGGCUAAGUGCUAUGUAUAAAGAAUUUAUAAUAGGCUUGUUUGAUCGAAUGGUUCCACUCUGUCUUGAGUUUAUUAGAAAAUGUACAAAGGAAUUAUCUCCUACUUCAGACACAAACUUAGUCAGAUCCUUAAUGAAUCUAAUGGAUUGUAUGAUGGAUGAGUUUGCUGAUGAAGCCAAAAUUAAAGCUAUGAGUGAACGUGACAUUUUCUCAUGGCUUGAGGGUAUUUUCUUGUUUUCAUUGACUUGGUCUGUGGGAGCUAGCUGUAAGGAGGAUGAUCGACUAAAAUUUGAUAAGCUUGUGCGAGAAAUCCUUGAUGGACCGAUUAGUGAUGAGACAAGAGAAUGUUAUAAAUUGUUGAGCAGUAUUGAUCAGCCAGCUUCAAAGGCCUUCACAGUCCCAUUUCCCACAGAGGGAACAAUUUAUGAUUAUCGAUUUGUUAAAAAGGGAGAGGGAAUAUGGGAGCCAUGGGUAGAAACACUCAAAUUGGCUCCUCCAAUACCUUGCGAUAUGAUGUUUAAUGAAAUCAUUGUACCAACUCUGGAUACUAUUCGAUACUCUGCUCUAAUGGAAUUGCUGACAGUGCAUCAAAAACCUUCUGUAUUUGUGGGGCCAACAGGAACUGGAAAGAGUGUCUAUAUUAUUAAUUUUCUUUUAAAUCACUUGAAUAAAAAUGUCUACAAGCCACUUCUUAUUAACUUCUCAGCACAAACUACUGCAGCUCAGACACAGAAUAUUAUCAUGUCAAAAUUGGAUAAACGAAGGAAGGGAGUUUUUGGACCUCCUCUUGGGAAGAGAAUGGUUGUUUUUGUAGAUGAUGUAAAUAUGCCAGCACGAGAGGUCUAUGGUGCUCAACCUCCUGUUGAGUUACUUCGUCAGUGGCUAGAUCACUGGAACUGGUAUGACCUGAAAGACUGCUCUAUGAUCAAACUUGUGGAUAUUCAGAUCAUGUGUGCAAUGGGACCUCCAGGUGGUGGCAGAAACCCAAUAACUCCUCGAUUCUUACGACAUUUCAAUACAGUUACCAUUAAUGAAUUUGAUGAUGAGUCCAUGCAUACAAUUUUUUCUAGAAUCUUGGAUUGGCAUCUUACUACAUGUUUUAGCUUUCCAGAAGAAUGUAUAGCACUGACUCCACAGAUUAUUAACAGUACCAUGGCUGUCUACAAAGAAGCUAUGAAGAAUCUGUUGCCCACUCCAGCCAAGUCUCAUUAUUUGUUCAACCUCCGUGAUUUCUCCCGUGUUGUUCAAGGGGUUUGUCUGUCAAGGCCUGAAACAACAGAAUCUGCAGGAACAAUAAAACGUCUCUGGGUCCAUGAGGUCCUCAGAGUGUAUUAUGAUCGUUUAGUGGAUAAUUUGGAUCGAGCCUGGCUUGUUGGGUUUAUUCAAGAAGUAGUGAAAAAUCACUUGCAUGAAGACUUCCAUAAACUUUUUCAGAACUUGGACUUCAAUUCUGAUGGCAUAGUGGAAGAGGAUGACUUACGUAGCCUGAUGUUUUGUGAUUUUCAUGACCCUAGAAGAGAAGACACCAACUACAGGGAGAUCAAUAAUGUGGACAAAUUGAGAUUAGUUGUAGAGAGCCAUUUGGAGGAAUUUAAUAACAUGAGCAAAAAACCUAUGCAACUUGUUUUGUUCCGUUUUGCUAUAGAGCAUGUCUGUAGAAUUUCACGGAUUUUGAAACAGCCUCGCAGCCACGCUCUUUUGGUUGGUGUUGGAGGCAGUGGCCGACAAUCCCUUACACGGUUAGCAGCUCAUAUGGCUGAUUAUACACUUUUUCAGGUUGAAAUAUCUAAGAGCUAUGGUAGCAAUGAGUGGCAUGAAGACCUAAAAGUCAUUCUAAGGAAAUCAACUGAGGGUGAUAUGCAAGGAGUUUUCUUGUUCACUGAUACUCAAAUAAAAAAGGAGUCAUUUCUAGAAGACAUCAACAACUUACUCAAUGCAGGGGAAGUACCAAACCUUUUUGCAGUAGAUGAGAAACAAGAAAUCUGUGAGCGAAUGCGUCAGAUAGACCGUCAGCGAGAUAAAACAAAGCAGACUGAUGGUAGCCCCAUAGCUCUUUUUAACUUGUUCAUUGAUCGUUGUCGAGACCAGCUGCAUGUAGUAUUGGCAAUGAGUCCCAUUGGAGAUGCUUUCCGUAAUCGCCUUCGGAAAUUUCCAGCUCUUGUUAACUGCUGCACGCUUGAUUGGUUCCAGACAUGGCCUGAAGAUGCAUUGGAAGCUGUUGCUUCUCGCUUUUUGGAAGAUAUUGAAAUGUCAGAGGAAACUCGGAAAGGCUGUAUUGAUAUGUGUAAAAGCUUUCACACUUCUACCAUAGCUUUAUCUGAUUUGUUUCAUGCUGAGCUUCAAAGACAUAACUAUGUUACACCUACUUCCUACCUUGAGUUAAUCUCCACGUUCAAAACUUUACUGGAAAAGCAGCGCACUGAGGUGAUGAAAAUGAAAAAAAGAUAUGAAGUUGGCUUGGAGAAGUUGAAUUCUGCUGCAUCACAGGUGGCCUCAAUGCAGUCUGAACUGGAAGCCCUGCAGCCUCAGCUAAGAGAUGCUAGCAAACAAGUUGAUGAGAUGAUGGUGGUUAUUCAGAAGGAAUCCUUGGAAGUAGCUAAAACUGAAAAAAUAGUGAAAGCUGAUGAAGCAGUGGCAAAUGAACAGGCCAUGGCUGCAAAAGCAAUCAAAGAUGAAUGUGAUGCUGAUUUGGCACAAGCCUUGCCAAUUCUAGAAAGUGCUUUAGCUGCUCUUGACACUCUGACCGCACAGGAUAUCACAGUAGUGAAGUCCAUGAAGAGUCCUCCUGCUGGCGUCAAGCUCGUUAUGGAAACUAUAUGUAUCCUGAAAGGCAUAAAAGCAGAUAAAAUCCCAGAUCCAUCAGGCUCAGGGAAAAGAAUAGAGGAUUUCUGGGGUCCGGCUAAAAGACUUUUGGGUGACAUAAGAUUUCUACAGUCACUUCAUGAAUAUGACAAGGAUAACAUUCCUCCAGCUUACAUGGCUAUAAUUAGGAAACAAUAUAUCACAAAUCCUGAGUUUGUACCAGAGAAGAUUCGAAAUGCUUCCACAGCAGCUGAGGGCCUGUGCAAAUGGGUCAUAGCCAUGGAUUCAUAUGAUAAAGUGGCAAAAAUUGUUGCCCCCAAAAAGAUAAAGCUGAAUCAGGCUGAAGGGGAAUUGAAGAUUGCCAUGGAUGGUCUUAGAAAGAAACAAGCAGCCCUAAAGGAAGUUCAGGACAAAUUGGCUCUUCUUCAACGGGCACUAGAAUCCAAGAAGCAGGAGAAGGCUGAUCUGGAAAAUCAGGUUGACUUGUGCAGCAAAAAACUACAGCGAGCAGAACAAUUGAUUGGAGGCCUUGGGGGUGAGAAAACUCGCUGGAACCAGACUGCUCUGGAGCUGGGGAGGCAGUACAUCAAUUUGACUGGAGAUAUACUCAUUUCAUCAGGAAUUGUAGCUUAUCUGGGAGCCUUCACAUCCAGCUACAGACAAAAUCAAACAAAUGAAUGGGCAUUGUUAUGUAAAACAAGAGACAUCCCCUGCUCAGAUGAUUUUUCCCUAACAAAUACUUUGGGAGAACCUGUGAAAAUCAGAGCUUGGAAUAUUGCAGGAUUACCAUCUGACACCUUUUCUAUAGAUAAUGGUAUCAUUACCUCUAAUGCAAGAAGGUGGCCUCUGAUGAUAGAUCCUCAGGGCCAAGCAAACAAAUGGAUAAAAAAUAUGGAAAAGGCCAAUAGUUUGCACAUUAUCAAACUCAGUGACCCUGAAUUUGUGAGAACCUUGGAAAACUGCAUUCAGUUUGGAACUCCUGUGCUGCUGGAAAAUAUUGGAGAAGAAUUGGAUCCUAUCCUAGAACCGCUUCUACUCAAGCAGACAUUUAAGCAGUCUGGUAGUAUAUGCAUUCGUCUUGGUGAUUCCACCAUUGAAUAUGCUCCUGACUUCCGCUUUUAUAUUACAACCAAAUUGAGAAAUCCACAUUAUCUUCCUGAAACAUCUGUUAAGGUAACAUUGCUGAACUUCAUGAUCACCCCAGAAGGAUUGCAGGAUCAACUACUUGGAAUUGUGGUAGCAAGAGAAAGACCUGAUCUGGAAGAAGAAAAGCAAGCUCUCAUCUUGCAAGGAGCUGAGAAUAAAAGGCAACUAAAAGAAAUAGAAGACAAGAUUUUAGAAGUUCUUUCAGCUUCAGAAGGAAAUAUUUUAGAGGACGAAACUGCCAUUAAGAUAUUAUCUUCUUCCAAAGCUCUGGCUAAUGAGAUUUCUGAGAAGCAAGCUGUAGCUGAAGAGACAGAAAAGAAGAUCGAUGCUACUCGAAUGGGCUACCGUCCAAUUGCUAUUCAUUCAUCAAUUUUGUUUUUCUCAAUUGCUGAUCUAGCCAACAUUGAGCCCAUGUACCAAUAUUCUCUCAUAUGGUUUAUUAACCUUUUUGUCAUGUCUAUAGAUAAUUCAGAAAAAUCAGAAGCUUUACAAACAAGGCUGAAGAUUCUCAAGGAUCAUUUUACUUAUUCACUCUAUGUUAAUGUCUGUCGCUCGCUCUUUGAAAAGGACAAAUUGCUCUUCUCCUUUUGUUUAACAGUAAAUCUUCUGAAGCAUGAAGGAUUGAUUAAUGAGAGUGAGUGGAAGUUUUUGCUAACUGGUGGCAUAGGGCUGGAUAAUCCAUUCUCUAAUCCCUGCACCUGGCUUCCUCAGAAGGCAUGGGAUGAAAUCUGUCGACUAAAUGAUUUGCCAUGCUUCAAGAAGAUUCGUAAAGAUUUUAUACGGCUGAAGGAUGGAUGGAAAUCUGUGUACGAUAGUCUGGAGCCUCACCAUGAGGAUUUCCCUGAAGAGUGGCAGCAGAAAAUGAGUGAAUUCCAGAGGAUGCUUGUCAUUCGCUGCUUGAGGCCUGACAAAAUUAUCCCAAUGGUGCAGGAAUUUAUUGUUGGCUAUCUGCAUCGUCCAUUUAUUGAGCCUCCUCCGUUUGAUUUGUCUAAGGCAUUUUCUGACAGUCACUGCUGUGCACCACUGAUUUUUGUUCUGUCUCCUGGUUCUGACCCCAUGGCUGCCCUACUCAAGUUUGCAGAUGACCAGGGAUAUGGGGGCUCAAAGCUUAGCUCCCUGUCACUUGGCCAAGGCCAAGGUCCCAUAGCCAUGAAAAUGAUAGAGAAGGCAGUGAAGGAAGGCAGCUGGGUAGUUCUGCAAAACUGUCACCUAGCAACCUCAUGGAUGCCAACUCUGGAAAAAGUCUGUGAGGAGUUUAAUCCUGAUACAACUCAUCCAGAUUUCCGACUUUGGCUCACCAGUUACCCAUCUCCAAAUUUCCCUGUGUCUGUACUUCAAAAUGGAGUGAAAAUGACUAAUGAAGCACCAAAAGGUUUACGGGCUAAUAUCAUCCGUUCGUAUCUGAUGGAUCCAAUCUCUGACCCUGAAUUUUUCAACACUUGCAAGAAGCCUGUUGAAUUCAAGAAGUUGCUGUAUGGCCUCUGUUUCUUCCAUGCACUGGUUCAGGAAAGGCGGAAAUUUGGACCACUGGGUUGGAAUAUUCCAUAUGAAUUCAAUGAGACUGAUCUGCGAAUUAGUGUACAGCAGCUGCACAUAUUUCUGAACCAGUAUGAGGAGCUGCCAUAUGACGCCCUGCGCUAUAUGACUGGUGAAUGCAAUUAUGGUGGCAGAGUUACUGAUGACUGGGAUCGGCGUACACUCCGUAGCAUUCUGAACAAGUUCUACAAUUCAGAAAUUGUUACAGAUUUAGAUUAUAAAUUUGAUGCCAGCGGCCUGUAUUUUGCCCCUACUGAAGGAGAUUACCAAAGCUAUAUCGAAUAUACAAAGACCCUUCCACUGAACCCUUCCCCAGAGAUUUUUGGGAUGAAUGCCAAUGCUGAUAUUACCAAAGAUCAGUCAGAAACGCAGCUGUUGUUUGAUAACAUUCUUCUUACACAGUCUCGAGCAUCAGGCUCUGGUGCAAGAUCAACAGAUGAAAUUGUUCGUGAAGUGGCAAGUGACAUCCAGAGCAAACUUCCUUCAGACUUUGACAUUGAGGCUGCAAUGAGGAGAUACCCAACCACCUAUACACAAAGUAUGAACACUGUACUUGUCCAAGAAAUGGGGCGAUUUAACAAAUUGCUGCAUACCAUCAGAGACUCCUGCAUUAACAUCCAGAAAGCAAUCAAGGGCCUAGUGGUGAUGUCUGCUGAACUGGAAGAAGUGGUGGACAGCAUUUUGAAAGGCAAAAUUCCAGGAAUGUGGAUGAACAAGUCUUACCCAAGCCUUAAACCACUUGGCAGUUAUGUGAAUGAUUUUCUUGCCAGAUUAAAGUUCUUACAGUUGUGGUACGAAGAUGGAACUCCUCCAGUCUUUUGGCUUUCAGGAUUUUUCUUCACUCAAGCCUUCUUAACUGGUGCCCAGCAGAACUAUGCAAGAAAAUACACCAUUCCAAUAGAUUUGCUAGGCUUUGACUAUGAAGUGCUGGAAGACAAGGAAUACAAAAUUGCUCCUGAAGAUGGUGUCUACAUUCGGGGACUAUUCUUGGAUGGAGCUUGCUGGAACAGAAAAACUAAGAAAUUAGGAGAAUCUUAUCCGAAAAUCCUUUAUGACACUAUACCCGUGAUGUGGCUGAAGCCUUGCAAGAAAUCAGACAUCCCACAACGGCCAAGCUACCUUGCUCCCGUGUACAAGACCAGCGAGAGAAGAGGAACCCUGUCCACUACAGGACAUUCCACCAACUUUGUGAUUGCAAUGAUUCUGCCUUCGGAUAAACCAGAAGAGCACUGGAUUGGACGGGGCGUGGCACUGUUGUGCCAACUUAAUUCAUAAUCUUAGUACAGACAUCUGAAGAUGCUUGUGCUUCAAAAUCAUCAUUUGCGGAAAAUAUAUUUCAGUGUUUAAAUGACUGCUUUCAAAGGAAUCAAAACAUUUUCAAAUAAAUCCUUUAUGCAAUGGAUACGUGCCUUUCACAAUUCAUUUAAAAAUCAAACUAAAAUAUGAAAUAGCUGCAUAUAAUAAAACUUUACAGAAACCAGUUAUUUCUGCUCCUUGAAUAAUUUUAUUUUCUGAAGCUCCUUAUAAAUAAGGAACACAUAAAAUGAACACAACACUGUUGACAAUGAACAAAACAGCAUUUGAUCAUUUCCAGCUUUAUAAAAUUUAAAAAAAUGAUUUUGUUAUAACAAAAAAGAUUGAUAGCUCUGCGAGUAUUUUAUAGGACCAUAAUCACAUUUUUAAACCAUGGACUCAUUGUUAAUGGAAAAAAUU